Molecule: messenger RNA, 639 nt
Organism: Suillus subalutaceus
Lineage: Eukaryota; Fungi; Basidiomycota; Agaricomycetes; Boletales; Suillaceae
Exons: 5
Coding region: 1-639 (212 amino acids)
Source: RefSeq, a predicted model, not a curated record
AUGCUCGAACUGGAUGAGACCGGAAAAACACUGUGUGUGUGGUAUUGGCCAGUUAAGGACGAUGGAGAGCGCGUCGUUCCUUCUGACCUUGUAGUGUAUCGCAAAUCUCACCAAUUCCGAGGACCACACUGCCUAUGCUUGCUCUUAGAUGAACAUGAUCCUGGUAAUCACCAUGAAGUGGCAAUAGUGAUGGUAACUCAGGGACCAAAUGCAGGAGAGUACCUUGCCUGUUGUGCAUCGAGCAAGUGUGGUUAUUUUGCUUUCAUCGAGAAAUUACAUGUUUCAAUCGGGUUACCUGUCAAGUGUUACCCAAGACGACGCCCUGACGAAGCCAGGCCACUAGACAUUGUGUUUGUUGAUGGGAAUGGUACAUAUACGAGCAAGCUAGGACGAGUCGAUGUUAUCGAAAGGCGACAGCCUCGAGGAAAUGACACUCACACAAUGUUUGAGAGGCUUAUGAAACUAGAUUCCUUCACCCGACCCGGUCUCACGCAAGACGAAUUCCGUCGUUUCCUUACAAGGUGCAAUUGCUGCAAGCUCAUCAUGAUGAGGCACAUGUUUGAGCGCCAUGACUGCGUAGGACAAGAGAAGGAAGGGGAUGUGGAGAUCAUUGAUCUGACUACAAGCGAUGCCUAUUAG